Strongylus vulgaris is the source of this 237-nucleotide messenger RNA. The record is from the annotation of a GenBank genome assembly. Lineage: Eukaryota; Metazoa; Nematoda; Chromadorea; Rhabditida; Strongylidae.
AUGCAGCUCGUUAGGGUCGGUUAUCAACUUUACUUUCAGUUAUAUUCGUUUGAUGAUAUUUACGCUGGAAUAAUUGCGUAUUUGCUCAGAAUCCCACCAAAACACAAUGAAGCUUUCGUUUUUUGGAGUAGAUUUGUUGAUCCUGAAGAAUGGAGAAGUGGUAAGGUGCUAGCUGCUCAUGGGUAUCCGCACAACCGGUUGCUUGAAGAAUAUCCGAUGGUCCAUGCCGGUGAAUAG